This is a messenger RNA of Dothidotthia symphoricarpi CBS 119687, 447 nucleotides long. RefSeq names its product 60S ribosomal protein-like protein L28. The record is from RefSeq and is a predicted model, not a curated record. NCBI's taxonomy places the organism in Eukaryota, Fungi, Ascomycota, Dothideomycetes, Pleosporales, Dothidotthiaceae. The transcript has 5 exons. Gene Ontology annotation, cellular component: cytosolic large ribosomal subunit; ribosome. Gene Ontology annotation, biological process: translation. The annotation marks the transcript as partial. Gene Ontology annotation, molecular function: structural constituent of ribosome.
AUGGCGACCACUAUCUCUCACGACCUGGCUUGGGAAGUCACCAAGGGACACAGCGCUACGCUUGUCAAGAGGGCGAACGGUGUGCAGUUUUCGCGCGAUCCUCUUAACCUGAGGAACGUGUACAGCCGCAAGAACGAGGGUUCGGUUGCCAACAAGGCCAUCGGCAUCCUGCCCGGAAAGGACGGCGGCGUCACCCUUCUGAUUAAGAAGGCCGACAAGCACCACCAGCCCGCUGCUUCCAUCCAGAGCACCACCUUCGGCUCCAGCCGAUCGUCCCGCAAGACCUACUCCGCCAUUGUCAACUCGACCACCAAGCGCGGCUACCGCGCGGACCUCCGCAAGGACGCCGUUGCCCGCGCCUCGGCCAUCCGCAAGAGCCAGAAGCCCGUCAAGGCCGACAAGACCGCGAAGCUGAGGGGCGCCAAGGCCAAGGCUGCUGAGGAGAAG